This is a messenger RNA of Microdochium trichocladiopsis, 459 nucleotides long. RefSeq lists its product as uncharacterized. The transcript has a single exon. NCBI's taxonomy places the organism in Eukaryota, Fungi, Ascomycota, Sordariomycetes, Xylariales, Microdochiaceae. The coding region runs from base 1 to 459 and encodes 152 amino acids. The record is from RefSeq and is a predicted model, not a curated record.
AUGCCUCCACCCCAAUGGAACGCCCUUGCGGUCCGGGUGCUGAUUUCAAUGCCCAUGCUGGUGUUAGCGUGCAAAAGGCCAUGUGCCCACCGGGGAAGCGAAAGAGGUCCCGCGAGGCCUAGCAUGCAUGGCCGGGUGUGUGUAGGAAGGUACUUCUGUUCCGGCCACGCGACGGCGAAAGAAGAAAGGCAUGGCAGAGGCGACGAGGAAAAGCCACUCGCACCCGGCCCCACAGCCGCUGAUACGCGCCUGGGCCCCCGGCCGCACUUGUCUGCAUCGCAGCUGCGAGCACGCCGUUCCAUAACUCAGAUCUGCAUUGCAAAACGCCCGUUACCUGAGGGCAUCGGUGAGGCAAGGCGAGGAGGCACAGGCGCAGAAAGAGGCAGGCAGCUCGCUUCCUCUGGUCCCAACUCUGGACCACAUGGUUGCCCUGUUGGGGCCGUGCCCCGCCUGCUCUAG